AUGACUAAGCACCGCCAAGCCGCCAAGAUGGACAUUUGGUGUCGUGUUGCGCUGCCUCUCCUGGCCUCUCGACCCCUACUACCCCAGAAGGAGAUUGUAUUGCCUCCCCACGAGCCUCCCGACGAAACCGAACCUCUUCCCGACGCCAUGAGUGACCGUCGGGAUCAGGCGUACGACGCCGACCCCCGAUACCCUCUUACGACGAGGCUGCCGCCCACCGUCGAGACGGACGACGAAGGUAGCGAGUGGACGAGCGAGGAUGACGACGAGACCACCCAGGUCCGACGGGAGAUUCACGAAAUGGAAAUCGAGGAGGCCGAGGACAGCCGGUCGCGAUCCAUCUUUGGCAAACGCAUGCCCUUUUCCCUGACCCUGCCCAAGUGGAGGUGGUCUUGGCGCUUCCGGAUACCGCGGCCCCAGAUUCGAUUGCCCUCUAGGGCACCGGACACCAGUAACGACACCGAGGCCCGGACGGAGGAAGGGGAGGAGGAGUCUACGCCGAGGAGGAGGUGGGGGCUGCAGGCCUUGCGCGACGUGGACCCGUCCGUGGUCCUGAUUUUUCGACUUCUUGACAGGUGCCGCUUCGCGCGUCGGAGGGGCAUGCGGCCCGGCCUCGAAGAUCUCCGCAUAUUCUUACACAACCAUCUUGACGAGGCGCACAUGCGCGCAUCAGUCAAGCACUUUACCCAGUACGCCCACAUAGCCGGCACGGAGGGCGACUAUGCUUUGGCCGAAGAUGUUCGCGAAAUGUUCAUCCGUGCUGGGCUGGAUGACGUGGUCAUGGAACGGUACCACGCCUACUUGAAUUACCCUAGGGUCGAUGGCCGUGCCGUAGAGAUCCUCGGUGCCGAUGACAAGCCCGUCUGGUCUGCGAAGCUAGAGGAGGAGGAUGUUGGUUCGACCACCGCGGGAAGGCAGACGCUCGCUUUUCACGCUCACUCCAAAACCGGCACCGUGCAGGGUCCCCUCAUCUAUGCCAACUACGGCUCGCGCGAGGAUUUCGCCAAGCUCAAGGAGGCCAAAAUCGAGACCAAGGGAGCAAUCGCCCUCGUGAGGUACGCCGGCACCCAGAAGGACCUGGCAUUGAAGGUCAAGGCUGCGGAGCUUGCCGGCUUCGUCGGCUGUAUCGUUUACAACGACCCCGCCGAUAACGGAUUCAAGCUCGGCGACGUCGCCCCCAAGGGCCGCUUUAUGCCCGCCGACGCCGUCCCUCGAGGCUCGACGAGCUCGUCGCGCUGGGUCGUGGGUGACGUACUUACCCCCGGCCAGCCAAGCACCAAGGAUGCACCCCGUGACAAGAAAGCGGCGGCCGCUGCCCUCCCGGGUAUCCCGAGCUUGCCUCUCUCUUCGCGGGAUGCUGGUCCGCUGCUCAAGGCUCUCAAGGGCAAGGGCCAGCCGGCCUUCCACGCCUGGGUAGGAGGGGUACCCGAUGUUGGCAAGUGGUGGACCGGCGACCAGUCGUCGCCCAUCGUCCGUCUUAAGAACGAGCAGGACGAGGUCGAGAUGCAGCCCGUCUACAACGUGUACGGCAGGAUCGCCGGCAUGGAGCAAGGCGAAAAGUCCAUUAUUGUCGGAAACCACCGCGACUCCCUCGCGUUCGGCGCCACGAACCCCCACAGCGGUACCUCGGUCAUGAUUGAGUUGGCCCGCGUGCUCGGCGAUCUGCGCUCGCGCGGCUGGAUCCCCCUUCGCACCAUCGAGUUCAUGUCGUGGGACGCGGCCGAGUACAACCUGAUUGGAUCGACCGAGUACGUCGAGCUCAACGAGCAGACUCUCCGCGACAACGCCUGGGCCUACAUCAAUCUCGACCGCACCGUCCUGCUCCUGCGGAUCCUCGACCGUCUCUGGGACCCGGCCUUCAACACCACCCUGCGCGAGGUCUGGAACAACCGCCGCGGCGUCCUCGAGAACCUCGAUUGCACGAGCGACUACCUCCCCUUCCAGAGCAUCGUUGGCACCAGCUCCAUCGAACUCGGCUUCCGCGGCGAGGACUUCCCCGAGUACACUAGCUACGACAACUUUGAGUGGGUACAGGCUGUCGGCGAUCCAGGCUUCGUUUACCACCGUAUGAUGGCCGAGGUCGUCGGACUCAUGGUCCUGGAGCUCGCCGAUCGGUACGUCAUGCCCUACGACAUGGAGCACUACGCCAACAAGCUCGACACCUACGUCAAGGAGCUCGGUAAGUGGGCCAAGGGCGUCGCCGACGGUGCCAGCAAGAAGAAGAAGCCGGAGCUCGUGCUAGCCCCCUGA
Molecule: messenger RNA, 2250 nt
Organism: Parascedosporium putredinis
Lineage: Eukaryota; Fungi; Ascomycota; Sordariomycetes; Microascales; Microascaceae
Source: the annotation of a GenBank genome assembly